Molecule: messenger RNA, 4935 nt
Organism: Xenopus laevis (African clawed frog)
Lineage: Eukaryota; Metazoa; Chordata; Amphibia; Anura; Pipidae
Gene: aatk.L
Product: apoptosis-associated tyrosine kinase L homeolog
Exons: 14
Coding region: 472-4683 (1403 amino acids)
Source: RefSeq, a predicted model, not a curated record
UUGCCUUUAAUACUUCCCUCCUGAGAUCCUAGAGACAAACCCAGACUCCCCUCCCCCUCUUUCUGCAUAUCCCUCCCCUCUGCGGAUUGAUUGGGGAGGCAGGGGAGCAGAGGUCUGAUGGAGAGCCCUGGUACCUGCUGCCUCUCUGCUAUUCUAUUGCUGCCCCUUUGUAUCCACUGAGCCCUAUCUACACAGCCCAAUGCUGAAUUCCAGCAGGGGAGGGUACCCUGUGGUUUAGGGAUUGUAAAUGCUUUUGCACAAUGACAUGUGCUGGGAAUUAAGAUUAAGUGGCACUGUGUGCGUCUCCGGGUGCUGCAGGAUCAGACAGACCAUUUAACUCACACAGGAUUGCAGGAUGGAUUUAGCAUCAUAGGAAAUCCAGACGGAACUCAGCUGAGCGAGCUGUCCUGGCCAUCUUCUCUGGCAGUAGUGACAGUUUCCUUCUCCGGGCUUAUCACCUUUAUCUUCCUCAUGCUAGCCUGUUUGUGCUGCAAAAAGGGGGACAUUGGCUUCAAGGAGCUUGACAAUGUGGAAGGAGAAGAUUACAACACAGAAUUCUCUAUCCAGAGCUCUCCUGCUGCACAGAAUGGACCUGAGGUUUAUGUCCUUCCACUUACAGAAGUUUCAGUGCCAAUGUCCAAACAGCCGGGGAGAUCAGUUCAGCUUCUCAAAUCCACAAACUUGGGAAGGCAGAGCUUGCUUUACCUGAAGGAGAUUGGUCUUGGCUGGUUUGGAAAGGUCCUGCUUGGGGAGAUAAAUUCUGGUCUGAGCAGCACCCAGGUGGUGGUGAAGGAGCUGAAGGUCAGUGCCAGUGUGCAGGAGCAGAUGCUGUUCCUAGAAGAGACACAGCCCUACAAAGUGCUGCAGCAUGCCAAUCUGCUACAGUGCCUUACCCAGUGUGCAGAGAUCACCCCCUAUCUGCUGGUUAUGGAAUUCUGCCCAUUGGGGGACCUCAAAGGUUAUCUCCAGAGUUGUGCUGCCUCUGAAUCAACAGCCCCAGACCCCUUGACUCUGCAGAGAAUGGGCUGUGAGGUGAGCUGUGGGCUUCUUCAUCUGCACAAGCAUAAUUAUACUCACAGUGACUUCGCCCUUCGGAACUGUCUUCUUGCUGCUGACCUGACUGUGAAAAUCGGGGACUAUGGACUGGCACAUUCCAAGUAUAGGGAUGAUUACCUUGUGACGUCGGACCAGCUGUGGGUGCCACUGCGUUGGAUUGCUCCGGAGCUCAUCGACGAGGUGCAUGGGAACUUGUUGGUGGUGGAUCAGACCAAGGCCAGCAACAUCUGGUCAUUGGGUAUUACUCUUUGGGAGCUGUUUGAAUUGGGAAGGCAGCCAUACCCUAAGUAUUCUGAUCGCCAGGUCCUCUGCUAUGUUAUCAAGGAACAGCAACUCAAGCUGCCCAAGCCACAACUUAAACAUCUGCUCUCGGACCGCUGGUUUGAGGUAAUGCAGUUUUGCUGGCUGCAGCCUGAGCAGAGGCCAACUGCAGAGGAGGUGCAUCUUCUACUUUCUUAUCUGACUGUGAAGGGAGCCAGCGAGCUGGAGGAGGAGUUUGAGAAACGGUGGAAUUCUAUGAAGCCCACUGGUGGGUCAGGCAGUGGUAGUCAUCAUGAGGCUGAACUUUCUUCAUACCCACUGCUUGAGCACUUCUCCUCAGAUGGAUUCCACACUGAUGGUGAUGAUGUGCUAACUGUUACUCAGACCAGCCAGGGACUAAACUUUGAAUACAAGUGGGAGCGUGGAAGACAUGAACAGCACCCUCUAAAUCCAGGUUGCCCACCAUACCAAGACAUGUACUUCACUUCAAGCACUGGGGACAGGCUGAGUCUAGGCGUAUCUCCAUCGUGUUAUGAAAAUAAAGAGGGUAAUUCUUGUCCACAUGAGGUAGUGCCAGUUCUAAGUGCUCACAGCCCAUCAGUGGCAGGAGAUUAUUAUAUUCGCAUUGAAGAACCUUUAAGCAGCAAUGUUCACCAAAACUGCAGCCCACAAUAUGGAGUACACCCUACACAAGAAAAGGAAUUUACUGAGAGCGAGAAUCUAAUCGAAAAUAGUCCUUCUAUUUCUUUAUCUAUGGAGCCAUUGAUGGUUGAAACAAUCCGUAGUGAUAAACAAGACAAACUUCUGCAUAGACAGGUUCUAGAGCAGGACUAUGAAUGUUCUGAAGGGGCAGAUACAGAAGAGAUUCUUCUACAAGAACCCUCAAAAGAAGUAGAAUGUUGCUCAGUUGCAUUUGUGGAUCCCCUUGGAGUCUCUCCAACUUUGAAGCAGCUUUGUCAGGCUAGUCUAGGCUCAGCACAAGUGGCAUUUUCAAAGAACUCAGAAUCUGAAGUUAAAAGAUCUAAUGUUUGUAAGACACAGCUAGAUUCUGCAACACUAAAACUUGAAAAUGAAGGAGAAACUCCGCAGUAUAAUGAAUUUCAGGAAGAUCUACCCACUGUGACCUCUCACUUAAUGGCCUUUUCCCCCCACUGGGCUUCAAAUAUCUCCUCAAACAACAAUAUCUCCACUGCUCCCCUUGACUUUAGUUCUGCAUCCUGGUGCAAUCGCCGUUCUGAUGAUACCCAGAAAGUGGAUAAAGAACCCUAUGGUCCUGAAUCUUGGCAGAACAUGGAACCAGGGGAGUUAGAAUGUUACAAUAAAACUUUGUUUGAUGGUGAGGAAUGCAGAGACUGGUUGGAAAAAACCCUAGACAUAUCUUUAACUCCUUCAGAAGAAAAAUUGAUUGACUUAAAAAUAACCCAAACAGAAUAUACAGAACUUCUUCCUUCUUGCAUGGAGUGUCCAACUAAUGCUGAGAGAGAUUCUGAGCAUAAAACUGAUCCACUUGGUGCUAGUAUAAUAGGGUACUAUACUCCCCCUACACAACCAGAAGCCAUGCAUUCUCUUGAUAUUUCCAAAAAGGGGGAAAAUAUAUUCUCUGUCUCUCAAGAGAUCUGUUCACCUUUGUUAAUGGAAGAAUUCAGUGGUCAAAGUGUUUCGCCAAUCAAAGAAAGGGAAAGCCCUGAGGAAUCUUUCUAUAUAGAUUUAAAUCAGAAUGAGAGUGAUGAUGAUGAAGACACAAUGGAGGUGACAUCCGGGGUCUUCACAGAUCUCCCCAGUGAAAGGGGUGAUAUUUCUCAACCCUUUAGAUCUCUUCAGAAGCAGGUUGGCACUCCCGAUUCCUUGGACUCUCUGGACAUGCCAUCCACUGGCAGUUCCUGUGAGGCCUUCAGUCUUGGAACCUAUACCAACUGUGGGCAGCACAAAGCUCUGGAUAGUGGCUAUGAUACUGAAAACUAUGAGUCACCGGAAUUUGUAUUGAAGGAACCUACUGAUAGCAGAGACACAGAUACUUAUUACCAGAUUAAUCAGGCCAAUGAAACUGGCUUAGGGUCAGAAGAAAUGCCAAUAUCUAGAUCAGUAAGUGGUGAUCUACAAGGCUUGGAUGAGAAAAAUCCAUACAGAGACAGUGCAUACUUUUCUGAUUAUGACUCUUUUACCCGGGAAGAAGAAGAAGUUGAUGGUGAUCAAGAAUUGGCGGGGGUGACAAAGGAAAAAGAUUCUUUGGAGAUUCAGAACACCAAUCUAGAAAUGUGUUUUGAUGACAAAAACACUAAUACAAACAGUUCUGUAACAUUUCAGGACCAGGAACUCCCAGAUAACAGUUCAUCACUGCCUUCUCUACUUGUGCCAAAAGAUUGUGUGUUAGUUGAGCCCCAGCUCAUGGUGAGGCAAGACUCAGUGGAUGAAGGGCUAGGUCUUGAAUGUCAGAAAGAACACUCUACUGAAAAACUUUCUCCUAUGCCUUCAACUGUACAGUCAUCUUCACAUAGGAUCUUCACACUGUCACCAGUUCAGUUGUGCCUGACAAAAGAAUGCACUGUUAAGCAAGGGAAUCUGGGUAGUAUCACCAUUACCACUGGCCUUCAAAUGGAAGAAAAGGUGAUUUCUUGCAAGAAGGACACACUGAGCACCCAUCACAUGACAAAAUGCCUUUCCCCUCCCCUUCCUCGUAAAGAUGGUAAAGGUGGUGAUUCUCUGGAUGAAGAGGAUGAUGAUGAAAGUGAAGAUAGUGAUGACUCUGAUGAAGAACUCCGAUGCUAUAACAUCCAAGAGCACAGUGAGGAGAGUGAGGAAGAGCAUGGAAUAGUUCCCAUUGUCAUAACAGAUAACAGCAGCUCUGGACACCUUAGAAGUCUUCUGAAGAUAUCCAGCUUCUUACCUGAAGCAGUCUGCACUGCAUUUGACAGGAAGAAGAAAGUGGUUUCUUUUUAUGAUGAUGUCACUGUUUACUUGUUUGAUCAGGAGAGCCCAACACUUGAUCUAGCAGAGCAGGAUUUCCCAGAAACACCUCCAAGUAAUGGUCCAAGUACUGUGCAGCAGGAAGUGGAACAGAGAGCAUGUAUGGAGCCUGGGGACAGACCCAUUCUAGAAGAAAAAGGUGUUGGGUUUGAGUGGGAAGACGACCUUGAUCUCACAAAAGCAAAAGCCUCAUUUGUAACUUCCCUGUCAUCAGAAAUGGUAAAGUCAGAGAACAACAGCCUUCCUGCCCCUGUGCCCAUCCAGAAUCCAGCGCUGUCUGUUCAGUUUUCUAGAUUCAGCGUGUCUCCAACAUCUCUCUCCCGUUUCUCCAUUACUCAAGUGGCUGAUUCUGACUUGAAAUCUGUAGGAGCAGGAAAUUGGGAGCCUGGAGAGAGUGUCUAACAAGGAGCACAUUUUUUUAGCGCUAAAAUCUGUCAGGACUGGACGACACAGAGUUUGCGGUUAUCGGAUUUUUUUUUUUGAACUGAUGUUUUCUUUGCUGCUGUCCAAGAAAUCUUUCCAUAACCUACCACACACAUGCACUCAGUUGUGUGCUUGCCUUGUGUACGUGCCUGCCAGAGUGUGUGUGUGUGUGUGUGUGUGUGUGUGUGUGUGUGUGUGUGUGUGUGUGUGUGUGUGUGUGUGUGUGUGUGU